Messenger RNA from Prunus mume (Japanese apricot), 2315 nucleotides. Lineage: Eukaryota; Viridiplantae; Streptophyta; Magnoliopsida; Rosales; Rosaceae. The record is from RefSeq and is a predicted model, not a curated record.
AUGCUUAGCUUGUACGCUAAUGCCACCGAAGUUUCACACGAUGGAAGAGCCAUCACCAUUGAUGGUAAACGAAGACUUUUGCUAUCCGGUUCAAUUCACUAUCCUCGAAGCACAUCAGGGAUGUGGCCAGACUUGAUUAGGAAGUCAAAGGAGGGUGGACUAGAUGCCAUUGAGACUUAUGUCUUUUGGAAUGUGCAUGAACCAGUUCGUCGCCAGUAUGAUUUUACUGGUAAUCUCGACCUUGUCAGGUUUCUCAAAACUGUUCAAGACGAAGGACUUUAUGCUAUUCUUCGUAUCGGUCCAUACGUUUGUGCUGAAUGGAACUAUGGAGGACUUCCUGUUUGGCUGCAUAAUCUGCCUGGAUGUGAGAUUCGAACUGCUAAUGAUGUUUACAUGAGUGAGAUGAAGAAUUUUACGACCUUGAUUGUUAAUAUGAUGAAAAAGGAGAAACUUUUUGCAUCCCAAGGUGGCCCAAUUAUUAUUGCUCAGAUUGAGAAUGAAUAUGGCAAUGUGCAAUCAUACUAUGGAGAUGCUGGCAAAGCAUAUAUGAACUGGUGCUCAAAUUUUGCCCAGUCUCUUGACAUUGGAGUUCCAUGGAUUAUGUGCCAACAAAGUGAUGCUCCCCAACCAAUGAUAAACACAUGCAAUGGCUGGUACUGUGAUAAUUUCAAACCAAAUAAUGACAAUAGCCCUAAAAUGUGGACUGAGAAUUGGACUGGCUGGUUCAAGAGAUGGGGUGGUAAAGACCCACUUAGGACCGCUGAGGAUCUUGCCUUCUCUGUUGCAAGAUUUUUCCAGACCGGAGGAACUUUCCAGAAUUAUUACAUGUAUCAUGGUGGAACAAACUUUGGUCGAACAUCAGCUGCAUAUAUUACCACAACUUAUGAUUAUGAUGCUCCUCUUGAUGAAUAUGGUAACUUGAACCAACCUAAAUGGGGGCAUUUGAAGCAACUUCAUGAGAUUCUGAAAUCCAUGGAGUAUACUCUCACCCAUGGCAAUAUUACCACCAUCGAUUUUGGAAACUCUGUUUCAGCCACUAUGUAUGCAACAAAUGAUUCAGCAAGCUGCUUUUUUGGCAAUGCAAAUUCCAGCACUGAUCAUACAAUCACUUUCCAAGGAAACGUGAACACACAAACAUCAGUUAAGGUGAAAAUGGUGAACAAGGCUGAGGAUGAACCUGAAUCUCUUGGCUGGCUGUGGAGGCCUGAAAACAUUGAUGACACAAGACUUCAAGGAAAGGGAGAAUUUACUGCAAAUAAACUCAUGGAUCAGAAGGAUGUUGCAGCUGAUGCUAGUGAUUAUCUUUGGUACAUGACAAGUGUUCAUCUCAACAAAGACGAUCCAAUCUGGAGUGGGAACAUGACUCUAAAGAUCAAUGCCACUGGUUUUAUCCUUCAUGCAUAUGUUAAUGGAGAAUAUCUUGGUUCUGAAUGGGCUAAAUACAAUGACUACAAUUAUGUUUUUGAGAAAAAUGUCAAGUUAAACCCCGGAAAGAACGUUAUUUCCUUGCUGAGUGCCACCGUUGGAUUUCCGAACUAUGGAGGUGGAUUUGAUGUGAUAAAUACUGGAGUUCCUGGUCCUGUUGUUUUGGUGGGACAAAAUGGUGAUGAAAUGGUGAUCAAGGAUUUAUCAGCACACAAAUGGUCAUACGAGGUUGGGCUACAUGGCUUGAAGAACCAGCUCUUUAGCACCGAUUCUCCAAUAUAAUAAUAUUUGGUUAUGUUUGCUUUGUUUCAGACGACUUUCAAAGCUCCUCUGGGAACUGAUCCAGUUGUUGUGGACCUGCAAGGGUUAGGCAAGGGCCAUGCUUGGGUCAAUGGCAAUAGCCUUGGGAGAUAUUGGCCAAGCUAUUUGGCUGAGGAAGAUGACGGUGAGAACACUCUGGUUUUGUUUGAGGAAUUUGGUGGCAACCCAUCUCUUGUGAAUUUCCAAACCGUCACAACUGGAACAGUGUGUGCAAAUGCCCAUGAGAAGCACACAUUGGAAUUGGCAUGCCAAGGUCGUCCGAUUUCAGCAAUCAAGUUUGCUAGCUUUGGCAAUCCACAAGGCAGAUGCGGAUCAUUUGAGAAGGGAAGCUGUGAUGCCAAGGAUGUAUUGUCUAUCAUUCAAAACGAAUGUGUGGGCAAGGAGAAGUGCUCGAUCGAUGUUUCAGAGAGCAAACUUGGAUCAGCAAAUUGUGGUGCUUCUGUAAAGAGGCUGGCUGUGGAAGCUGUUUGCUAGGGUUAUAGGGUUUUUUUAGAUUAGAUAAGUAUUGUAUUAUUAUGAGGUCAAUUUGGUAAGUAACCAAAGCUUUGAUUAGGGGUAGACUAGGUUGG